AUGUAUUCACGGCGCUCCUUCUCGGCGCUCCUCCCCUUCUCGUUGCUUCUUCUUCUGCUGUGCCUCGGCGGCAGAUGCUGCCCGCAGGCAUCCGCCGGCCGGCUGGAUCUCGAGGAUGAUCUCACCGACCCGGAGCUGGAAGAAGAAGAGGGGUUGGAGUAUAUGGAUCCCACUCCUCCGCAGGCCUUCCCCAACGCAGAGGAGACCCCCUCCUGCUCGGUGAAACUCCUGCAACACGACUUCGCCCACACGGUUGGCGCGCCGCCGGUGGCGGUGAACUACACGCUGCCGGAGAACUGCAAGUGGAACCGGGCGGUGCUGGAGUUCGCCGCCGCCUGCGAGGGGGAGCAGAACGACCGCAUCGCCGCCGUCUGGCUCGACGGCGUGGAGAUCCUCCGCACCAGCACCGCCAAGCCGACCACCCAGGUGGGCGUCUUCUGGAGGGUCCGCAAGGACGUCACACACUUCGCCGCCAUGCUGGUUCCCGUCGCGAGCUCCGCCCGGACCCUGACGGUGAUGCUGGAGAACUCCCUCGACGACUACUUCAAGGGCAUCUACCAUGUCAACGUCACCAUCGACUUCUACGGCCGCGGCCUCAGCGAGCCCAGGACCGGCAAGCUCGGCUUCCUCCGCCUCCCCUCCUCCCGCGGAGAAGACGAGGAGGAGCAGCAGGCGUCAGGCUUCGUCCCCGUGCCGCCGCGCUACGGCGGCGAAGGCGGAGAGGCGGCGCAGCCGGCGGCGCUGGGCCUGCCGACGGAGGAGACCAAGCUGCGCAGCCUCCUGGAGCGUCCGGCGGACAUGAUCAUCCCGGUGGCGAACAAGAAAAAGGGGGCCGACAGCGGCUUCUGGUUCAGGAUUGACAGGGAGACAGAGAUCCGCGGGAGCAGGCUGAGGAUCCCCCGGAACGCCUACAAGGCGGUGCUGGAGGUCUGCGUCUCCUACCAUGGCGACGACGAGUUCUGGUACGCGAACCCGCCGGACAGCUACAACAUCCAGAACAACAUCCCUUCCCGGCGGGGCAACUGGGCCUUCCGGGAGCUGGUGGCCACAGUCGAUGGGCUCUACGCCGGUUCUGUGCUUCCCUUCCCGGUCGUCUUCCCCGGAGGAAUCAACCCCUUCUUCUGGACUCCGGUGGUGGCCAUCAAGGCCUUCGAUCUUCCCACCUACGACCUCGAUCUGACCCCAUUCUUGGGGCAGCUCCUCAACGGGCGCCCCCACACCAUCGGCCUUAAGGUGAGCCACGCUAUCUCCUUCUGGCUGGUUAACGCCAACCUCCAUCUCUGGCUGGACCCGCACCUGCCGGCAGUGCCGGCGAUGAUGGUGAAGCACCACGCUGCCCCCACCUUCCUCUCCCGCAACGCCAACAACAAGUUCCUCGAGGGGCACUUCCAGCUCGAGGCGGCGCGGCAGGCGCGCUUCGAGGGCUGGGCGAGGUCCUCCCUGGGGAACUUCACCACCCUCAUCGACUCCCACUUCAAGUACAAGAGCUCCGUGGAGUACAAGAUGCAGGGGACGCUCAAGGAGGUGUUCUCGCAGUCCAAGUACACUGCGGAUGUGAGGAUCACGGAGCAGCCCAACAGGUUCCUGGCCAGGGUGAUCAACCAGGCGAGGUACCCGGUGAAGAUGCUGACCUCCACCGCCAGCUAUGCAGGCGACCGGAUGCUGUCCCAGGCGAACGUCUCCCACAUGCUCUACCAGUUCACCGACGUGACGAUGAACCAGAUGAGGUCGCAGAACUCCAUCACGGACAUGCAGGUCGCCGGAGGGUGGCUGCAGGUCAACGGCGCCGCCCUCUCGGGGUCCGCCACCACCCUGCAGACCUACCAGCGGAGGGACAACGGCCGCUGCCACACCAGGAAGGUGGGCACUCAGGACCGUGGCAUCACCGUUGACCAGACCAACACCGACUGCAACACCAUGAUCCCGGAUCUCUCCACCGUGCCCGAGUGA
Molecule: messenger RNA, 1950 nt
Organism: Spirodela intermedia
Lineage: Eukaryota; Viridiplantae; Streptophyta; Magnoliopsida; Alismatales; Araceae
Source: the annotation of a GenBank genome assembly